GAGAUGAAGCAGAUGUGAAAUCAACAAGACCCCUGCAACUUCUUCCUGUAAAGUGAAAUGUGUAACUCUUUAUCUGCAGACUGAUAGUGCAGUCAGUAGCUUCAUUUUCUUGUAAACAGGCAGGAAGCUGUAACAAUAGUAUGCAAGAAUGUAAGGGGCUUAUCAUUUUAGCAGCUACAACACUGACUUUAAGUAAAAGAUUUGGAGAGAGCGUGGAGGUGAGACAGCAUACACAAGAGGAACUAUGAAUCAACUCGCACUUACUUUCAAAAGGGGUACAGCAUUUAGGAUCCUAAUUCAAGUCCUGAUUGGUGUCCAAGCUCCCUGUUUCAUUCUGGCUGAUCAAGAUACGAUUUUCCCUACAUUAGGAUUGCCAGCAAUUAGAGACAAUAGCACAGUAAUCACCAAUAGACUCUUUGAAUUACUGUUUUCUGGAAUGCCUACUCAUAACUCUAUGAAGUCUACAGAGGCAUCAGACAGGGAGACAAGUGUCACUGAAGUCACACAACUGAGAACAUCUGAGAAGGAGACAUUAAAGCCUUUCAUAAUGCAGGCACUAAAGAGGAAGGUCAAGGAGGGUGAGAAGGCAAUUCUUUCAUGUCAGUUUUCUCAUCCUACUUUUCUAGGCCUUAAGGGUAUAAAGGUCAAAUGGUACAAGGAAGAUGGAGAAGGCUGUUCUGAUGUGGCUGAGAAAAACUUAUUAGAUGAUAUGAUGGACAAGGAGAUAACAUGGAAAGGGUAUUUCAUUGAGAGAACCUUCAUCAGUAGUAACUGGUCUACUGGAGAUUUGUCCUUGACUAUCACAAAUGUGACAGUUGGAGAUCAUGGAAUAUAUUUCUGCCAGGUGACUCUACCAAAUGGAAGGAAAAUAACAGGGAAAGGCACAAAAGUCAGGAUCCAGAGAAGAAUCAGUAAGUCUGUUAUGGUUUCAUUUCCUUUUUUGGUUUAAUUUCCAUUGUGACAA
Messenger RNA from Protopterus annectens (West African lungfish), 964 nucleotides. RefSeq lists its product as uncharacterized. The coding region runs from base 245 to 949 and encodes 234 amino acids. The record is from RefSeq and is a predicted model, not a curated record. The transcript is spliced from 2 exons. Gene Ontology annotation, cellular component: membrane. NCBI's taxonomy places the organism in Eukaryota, Metazoa, Chordata, Ceratodontiformes, Protopteridae.